Molecule: messenger RNA, 306 nt
Organism: Sphaerodactylus townsendi
Lineage: Eukaryota; Metazoa; Chordata; Lepidosauria; Squamata; Sphaerodactylidae
Product: adipocyte enhancer-binding protein 1-like
Exons: 2
Coding region: 27-299 (90 amino acids)
Source: RefSeq, a predicted model, not a curated record
GGAGGGAUCUCCGUCUCUCUGCAGUGAUGCGCGCCAGCUGUCCAUUAUGGCUGUUGGGUUGCCUCCUCUUGGAGCUUCUGGGCCCCCUGAGUCUUGCCCGGGUGGAGGCACAGUCGGUGCUGACGGAUGAUGAGAUCGAGGAAUUCUUGCAAGGCUUCCUGCGGAAGGUAGAUUCUGAGAAGGAGGAGGAUGCGGAGGAGCAGGGAGCGGAGAAGGUGGCUCCAGGCGAGGAGCUGCCUGAAAACCCGGGAAGGCUCAACCCUUCAGGGAAGGACAGCAGCCUGGCAGAAGAAGGUUAAAGUAAAG